GUUCACCAUGGCAUGGCGUGGCGUGGCGGCGUUCCAUGGUAGAUGAUUGGCCGAAAGGGAACUUUUUUGGGGGGAUAUAGGAUGCCCUGCUUUGCUAGUUCGUCGGCCGAUUUUCUUGUUCUUGUUCGGCCCCGGGGUUAUCGGCCAGUCAAUUUGGAUCCACGCAUGGUCGCGUUUUUACCUCCGGGUUUUCGAUCUGAAUUUUUUUAAUCUUGGUUCGAUGGAGACAUCUGGUGGACUGGGUCCGUUGUUACUCUGACGAGGGCUUGCUGUACUAUGCCAGUAAUCUAUCUUUGCGCACGCACACGAAUUUUUUUUCCAGGUUGAGAUGAUUGCCUUGACAGGACCCAAGUAUAUCUGGACUGUCAGAACAAGUGUAUCUGGACUGUCAGAACACAAGUGGAGAAGUAAGAUCGAUAGGAAAGGAGCUAUUUUCGGUUAUACUGUGGCUAGAGCCAAAGCCAUAUGAACAAUAUGGUGGCUAGGGUUUAACCUUACAAGGGAGAGAUGGGGAUCGAGCCCGAGUUCACUGGCUUUAUAGCCUUGCAUUCAGUAGAAAGUAAAAGCAACAGGUGAAGGUGAUAAAAGCUGAAAAGCAACGUUGUCGGAUUUGGUAUAGUGACUCUGGGGCAAUGUAGACCAUCAGAUGAACGAUGAACGGCUCUGAAGAAAGGGACCAGUGGCGCGAAGCGGUAAGUGAGAGUCAGCGCUGGUUCCUUUCUUUGAAAGAAAAGGAGCAGUGGCGCGAAGCGGUAAGUGAGAGUCGGCGCUGGUUCCUUUUUUUAAAAAGAAAGGGACCAGUGGUUGCGAAGCGGUAAGUGACAGUCGGCGCUGGUUCCUUUUUUUAAAGAAAGGGACCAGUGGCGCGAAGCAGUAAGUGAGAGUCGGCGCUGCUUCCUUUUUUUGAAAGAAAGGGACAUGCCUUCAUUCAUAGGAUGUGUGCAAAUCCAGCAGGGGAUGAUUGCCUUCAUUCAUAAGACGCGUACGAAUCCAGCAGGAUAUGAUUGCCCUCAUUUAUACGAUGUGUGCAAGCCCUACUUUUGGCCACACUACUGUUCUUGGCCUCUGCCCCCUCGUUUGUCUGCUGGUAUUUCUCUUGGAUCAAUCUGCAUCACUGAAGUACUGAACUUCUAUGGCCAUCAUGAACUGGCCAAUGUACUUCUCUGGAUCACCUCUGCCUGUUCUUCUUGUUUCUUUUAUUUUCUACAUUCCCAUGGAGGAAAAGAAACUUAUUGUGUCUUUAUGCCUUCCUAUUUUGUUUCUCUGGCUGUCAUCUGGAUUCCCGCUUCAGUUGGUAUGAUAUUACACAUGUUUUAAACUUUCCCUGCAAAGUUCCAUCUUUGGCAAAAAUACCAUGAAUGCGCAUUCUAAUAUGGUCCAUAGUGUUGUUUAUCAAACACUCCACUGCAGCCAAAGUUUAUGAUUUUGGACGAGACUUGUUUCUAAUCUAUUUCGCAUGUGCAUGUUACAAGGCUAGGAUGCGGCCCGAGUUGCCCAGGUGCUCUUUCAGACAAGGGGCCAACAUGGCGGGCGCGAUCUUCAUGUCCAACAGUGAGACAAGGGAGCAGUGCUUUCGCACCAAUGUUUUUGGGCUUCCUCCAGAGUAUGAGCCCUUUGUGACAGAUGUCAAGCAAGGGAUGCCUUUGUUUCUCUUUGACUAUACUGAGCGUAAACUUUACGGAGUCUUUGAAGCUACCUCUGAUGGCGGAAUGAAUAUUAACAGAGCUGCAUUUCGGUCGAAUGGGCGCACGUACCCUGCGCAGGUUUGCUUCAAUAUUGUUUGGAAGUGCAGACCACUCAGAGAAGAUGAAUUUUUUCCUGCCAUAGAAGAGAACUACUAUUUCUCAAAAAAGUUCUACUUUGACCUUUCCUACCAGCAGGUUGUCCAGCUAUAUGGGUUGUUUGAGAAGAAGAGGGUAGAGUACCCUAUUUGCAAUUAUUCAAUAGGUGCUAAUUUGGAAAAAAAGCACUGCAGUGGAGGGAGACCUGACAAAAGGAGUUUGACCUCAAAUAUUUCUCCUUUUUCUGCUGAUCAAUUACACACUUUGACCGCCCCAAGUACUCUCAAGAACUCAACUGAUGAAACAAACUACUCUGCUUCAACGAGCAAGAACCCAAUUGUACCACCUAGUUUUGAGACAGAGCCAAAUAUGUCAAUGCCCUUGGCAACUAAACAUUCUGGAUUCCAAAGUCACAGCCAUCAUGACCAAAUGAAAUUACCUUAUCACAGUAGUGAAUAUCUCCGAGAUGUUUCAACAGUAGAUGGCAUUGCAACUCAAGUGUCUGCUCCUUGCUCUCAAACAACUAGAUACCACCAAGAUCAUUUUGUUGCAAAUCGGUCAUAUCCGUUAUCUUGUGACUAUCCACACAAUAAUUUAUCUUCUGGGUGCAUGACUCAAGGCCCAACUGAUGGAGUUAGAUUGUCUACUGAGCAAUCAUGUGUUGGCAGUAGUUUGCUAUCUGCUCGAUAUAGAACUCAGGUUCCAACUGGUGAAGACAGGAGCUAUUUGAUUUCAACUCCGUAUGUCCCUUCACAUCCUCAUCUUUCUAUGGCAAAUUCACAAGGCAAUGCUAACUGGAAAGAUGAUUUUGAUAUCCACUGCAACCAAUGCAAAGAGAUUUAUGCAUCUGAGCAUCAGCAUUUAAUCAGGGCAAAAUCCCUUACACCUCCAAAAUUAAUUCAACAGGGAAUUCCCUCUUACCUUGAAGUUCCUGGAGCAUCAUCAAUAAGUCAACAGAAAGAAAGUUCUACAGAGUACACCCAAAUCCCUGAUUGUGCUGAAGACUUUGAGAAUGAACAACUGAAACAUGGUUUUACUCGUGAUGCUUCAGGCUCACCGGGUUUUGGAAAUGAUAUCGGACAAUACAUGUCAGAUCUACCGUAUGAAAGCACCACAACAGUUAGCGGUCAGCGUCCACAAAAAAGUGUGUUUUCUCGUUUAUCACUGAAGCCACAACUACCAUCUCAAGAAGUUACUGGACCAUCACUCAAUCAAUUGCUUUAUUCACUUUCUCAGAGAACAAAACAAUGGAGUAGCAAGGAUAGAGCUCCUACAGAGGAUGUUGGUCAAAAGUGGGUCAAUGAACAGGUUAUUGACAGGCCCUAUCCUCCUGCUGAGCUAAACCUGCCAAGUGGACUAGAAGGACAAGAAGAGAGCACACAUCUUCCCUUGUUGAACUUCAAGAGGCGCAGCGAAACAGAGAAGCUGAAUAAAAAUCUAGGAAAUGACAUUACUGGAAAAGUGAAGAGAAGAAAGCUUGUGCGCCCAUCUUUUGGAAAAGAUGAUGAUACUGUUAGUUCUGGAAAGGAGCUCCAAGGGAAUGGUGUGGGUGAAACUAAACCUAUCCCUGUUGAAACUGGUGGAAACAAGCUUAUCAUUGACCUAAAUGAACCUGCAUCUGUAGACACUGAUGCAGGGGAGGAUGGUGAAAUCUUAACGUGUCCUACUGUUGUGAAGAUACAUACAGAGAAACCCUGUGAAGUAAACAUGAACGAGCCAAAUUGCUCAAAAUCGACUGAUGUAAUCACCCAACAAGAUCCAUCAGACAAUGGUGCACCAACAGAGAUGUCAGUUGAUUUGACUGAUGUAAUCACUCAACAAGAUCCAUCAGACAAUGGUGUGCCUACAGAGAAGAUUUCACUUGAUUUGAGUGUUACAGAUUUGAAUACAAUGGACAAGUCAAAACUGCAAGCGAUCCUUGGUUCAUCAUUGUUGCGAGCACUUGACAAGCUCAGAAGUGGUAAAAACGGUAUGGUGAAAAUGGAGAUGAACUCUGAUGGGAGCACCGAACCAAGUUGCAACUGAUAGUGGCAGCAACUCUACUGCUGCAGCAGCUGGUGAAAAAUCUUGCCAUUCCAAUUUGAGUCUACCAGCAGAAGACUGAAGCUGUAGCGCUAGUAGCUGUUAGUGUCUGGCAGUAUAGAUAGCUGAAAGAUAUAUUUUCAUGAUACUGUGUUUUUGGAGCGAGACAGAAUAGGGGCUCGGUUUGCACUUAUCUUAGAACUUACAUGUCUGUUGAUGCUGUGUGUCUCUUAGGGGGUGUUUGGUCAGGCUUAACUUUUGGCUUUUGGUUUUUGGCUUUAAAACAUCUUUUAUAUGUGCUUUUUUGGCUUUAGCUUUCUGGCUUUUUUGACUGGAGAUGAUGGUAUAAGCCAACAGUCAAAGCCAAAAUAGCGUUUUGAUUUAUAAGCCAAAAAUCUAAAGCCACGAAUUAAGCUAAACCAAACACCCUCUUAUGAAGCGCAACAGUUUAUGAAUGAAUUUAUCCUUGAUACUCAUGAAGCAGUGAUUACUGUGUUGUUAUCUUGUGCCUGCUAUUAUUCAUAUUCAAGUCAA
Molecule: messenger RNA, 4337 nt
Organism: Brachypodium distachyon (stiff brome)
Lineage: Eukaryota; Viridiplantae; Streptophyta; Magnoliopsida; Poales; Poaceae
Exons: 3
Coding region: 1359-3806 (815 amino acids)
Biological process (GO): response to endoplasmic reticulum stress
Source: RefSeq, a predicted model, not a curated record